GCGGAAUAUCGCCAAGUUAUUGCUCAGAAGAAUCUUAAGCUUAAUCGGUCCUUGGCCAAAAUGGUGGAGAAAGCUCGAGAAUUUAGUCUGGACCCGACACAGACUGCGGUUAAACGUCAGUGUGAGGAACACCGGGAGGAAUUGAAGCUGUUCUGCGAAACUGACAAGAAAUUGAUCUGUUCCAUUUGCAAAGAUGUGAAAAAACACCGAGGUCACAGCUUCCUUCCCAUUGACGAAGCUGCUGAUAUCUACAAGGAUCAAGUGAAAUCCUCCUUAGCUUCUCUCACACAGAGGAAGGAAACUGCUCUGCAAACCGAAGCCCAACAGAGAGAAAAUAUUUCAAAAGUUAAGGAACAGGUGAACAGUUUACAGACCCACGUCACGGCUGAGUUUGCUAAAAUGCACCAGAGUCUGAGUGACAGAGAGCAGCGAGUGAUGCGAGAUCUCAGACAGCGAGAGGAGGAGAUUUUAAACCGAAUGGAGAAAAAUCUGCGAGAGAUUCAGGGCAAAUUAGAUUCUGUUCAACAAGAAAUCUCCGACUUACAGACGCAGAUGCUAAAGGACGCUCUCACCUUCCUUCAGGAGGAAGCUGCUGGCAACAGAAGGGUCAGUGACGUGGGGUUUGAUCUGUCAGUGUGUGAGGCUGAGCUGCCUGUGGGGAUAUACAAUGGGCCUAUACAGUACACAACCUGGAGACACAUGAUACACGGCAUCAGCCCAGCUCCGGCUUCUCUAACUCUGGAUCCUGAAACAGCCCAUCCCGACCUCAUCCUGUCUGAGGACCUGACCAGCGUGAGGCACGGAGACACAUGGCAGAAGAUCUCUCACUCCCCGAAGAUGUUUAGUAAAUAUGUCAUUGUCCUGGGGUCUGAGGGCUUCACAUCGGGGAGACAUUACUGGGAGGUGCAGGUUGCUAACAAGACUGAGUGGACAGUGGGAUUGGCCAGAGAGUCUGUCAAAGGAAAGGAAAGAUCACAGCGUCACCAGAGGAUGGAUUCUGGGCAGUGUGUCUGA
Callorhinchus milii (elephant shark) is the source of this 1014-nucleotide messenger RNA. RefSeq names its product zinc-binding protein A33-like. Lineage: Eukaryota; Metazoa; Chordata; Chondrichthyes; Chimaeriformes; Callorhinchidae. The transcript has 6 exons. The coding region runs from base 61 to 1014 and encodes 317 amino acids. The record is from RefSeq and is a predicted model, not a curated record. Gene Ontology annotation, molecular function: zinc ion binding.